AUCUCAACACACUGACUUCUCAGGUCAGAAAGGAGUGAGAUACACCUACAGGUACAGCACAUCUAUCACCACCACCCUCCAUGGCUCACACGGUGGCAGGAACGGCCUGGCCCUGGACUGCCUGGUGGAUAUCCAGGUGGUCUCCAACUGUCACCUAAUGAUGCAGAUAAGGAGCUCCCAGAUAAAGCGUCUCUCCCCUCAGAGGGAACACUCUGUCCUGCAUUUAAAAACUUUGAGGGAGUCACUGGAGAAAACACGCCUCAAGUUCUCCCUCCAGGGGGGGAAGGUCACAGCCGUCUGUCAUCAGGAGGGGGAGCCGGUGUGGGCCCUCAACAUUAAAAGGGCUCUGCUGAGCAUGCUCCAGACCUCCCCAAAGGUCUCCAAAUUCAAAGACGAGACUGAGACCGACGUCCACGGAACGUGCACCAGCAGAUAUGAGAGACGAGGAGCUGCGCUGCUGAAGAGCAGGGAUCUAAAACGGUGCCAUCGCUCCAGACUGGCCGAACUCUGGCCUCACUCCGUAGCUCUGACUGAAGAUACUAUGGUGCAGAUGGAGCUGCACUGCGUUCAGCGCCCUGGAGAGACGAUGAUGGAAGAAGCAAACUGCACUGAAGUGGUGACACUGGAAGCUUCAGGGCCCAUUAGGACCAAGAGUGUUUCUGUGUUGGUGCUGCUCAAAGCGCAGACAGGAGCCUCUUUAGGAGCAGGGCCCUUAAAUCCUGCUAUACUUACUGACCUGCAGUUUGAGGAUGACGACGCCUCGAAGCUGCGAAAAGCCAGGCUGACAACACCGCAGAAAGUUAUCCAGACCGUCAGAUCGUUAUGCAGGACGGCCUCAGAUCCACAGCUGGUUUCACAAGAGCUCCUGCAGCUGGUGUUCCAGCUUAAAGACAUGACGCUGCCUCAGCUCAAGAUACUUUGGCAAGAGGCUUCUUUCAAGUGCAGAAAUGACUGGCAGCCCCUGCUGGACGCCUUACCAGCAUGCGGAUCUGAAAACUGCAUUCUGCUGCUGACCCACCUGAUCCAGAAUGAGGAGCUGGAGGAGGGGCAGGUUAACUCUUUCCUCACCGCCUUAGCCUUCAUCCCGCAUCCGUCUCCGCAGAUCAUUGGAUUCAUCAACGGUUUUCUGGAGAAGCCGCAGCUACGGUCCAAGGCCAUGCUGGUUGGAUCGUCUCUGAUCCACCAGCUGUGCAAAAGGUCUGAAGCUUCCUGUGGUGAAACUCCUCAGGUUCAGGCUUUCAUGCGAACGCUUCAGGAAACCCUGACUGCAGGCUGCGAGGAAAAGGAACCUCAUCAAGUCAGAGAGCUGUUCUAUGCUCUGAAAUCCAUUGGAAACGUUGGUUUGACUGCAGCUUUUAUUCCACUGCUGAACGGCUGCGUGCUGAACCUCAAAGCUGAGCUGAAGCUCAGACUCGCUGCCGUCCAAGCUUUCAGGCGCCUGCCCUGCUCAGCUGACCGCUCGGUGCUGUUGCAGCUGUACGGAUCGUCCCCGGAGGAUCCGGAGGUCAGGAUCGCUGCGUACCAGCAGCUCAUGCUCUGCCCCCACCAGGGACUGUUUGAAGCGGUGAAGACCACUCUGAGCAGCGAGACGUCCAACCAAG
Molecule: messenger RNA, 1601 nt
Organism: Cyprinodon variegatus (sheepshead minnow)
Lineage: Eukaryota; Metazoa; Chordata; Actinopteri; Cyprinodontiformes; Cyprinodontidae
Product: apolipoprotein B-100-like
Exons: 11
Biological process (GO): lipid transport
Molecular function (GO): lipid carrier activity
Source: RefSeq, a predicted model, not a curated record